GCUUCUAAAUUGGCGGAGUGGAGUCAAAACACCGGUACUGCAUCGAACGCCAUGCGAUAGGUAUAUAUUAGAUGCCAAGGGCUCAGAAAGGAUUCAAAGUGGUAACUGCGAAGAAUCCGUGUUUAGUGUUGGCUAUAGUUCACGAAGUGCAAUUAUCGUGGAGGAAAACAUAGAACACUUAAAAAACAAGACAAAAAGUGAGUAAGUGCUGCUGCUAUAUUCGACGUUUGCUAAAAAAUGAACGCUUGUGCUGCGCAGUCCUUAACACAAACAUAAUAGGUGGCAGCGUUUAUGUUGCUGAGGAAAUCUCGAACGAAAAUGACCAAGCUGCUGUUAACAAAUGUCAUGCAGUUCAACUGAAGGCCUCUUUGUUUAGCAACACUAUGGUGCCAAUCCGUUCAUAAUCAACAUCCUGGUUUGCUGUCUGCAAACGUUGUAUUUACAUAUCAGUGUUCGAAUACCUGAGUUAGUCAUUUGUACCACAUGUAGGUGCAUAUUCUAAAGAUCAAUGCGCUCCGAUUCCAGUAGAAGGCUUCGUCAUCGGUUUUUACACGCGUUUCCUUUAUGCGUACCUGUUACUUUUGAGUGUUGUAACGGUUUUCCUUAAAGAAUCAGUUAUGUCCAGCUGUGAAGCUCUGACCAUCCUUAAGAUCUUCUAUACGAAACUGCAAUCGGGAACCGUAAAUUUCACGGGAGGAUAUUUGAAGACAGUGUUCAUAUGCGUACACUUCACUAUUUUGCAUCGUUAUAGUAGACCUUAAAGAUGAUCCCCCGAAUGGCUGCAGUUGUAAAGAGAAUAUCUGGUUUCUUUGAAUGUUUGUGUAUAAUUUCAGUGGCAAUGCAGAAGUCAAAAUUAGUUACCACCCUUUAUUUUUUAAUGUGAGGUUUUUGUAGUCCUUGUGAUAACAAGUUUGGUCGUUCAUGUGAUUGAAUGAUGCAAUGCAACUCUUACUUAUUGAUACUUACUGAAAAUAUUUUUUUUUGUGGUUAAGACAACUGUCUCGUGUAUACCCAAGUGUCUAUGCUGCAAUUUCUUUAUCCCUGAAUUACGGAGAAAAAGACGCCAUUGUGCAGAGACGAUAUAACAUAUUUGCAUAGUGCGUUCUUCCUACUAAAUCAACUUGGAUGAUAAGACGUGGAAAUAAGUUAGGUUGACGGCUUCGCAAUGUCUGGGGAGUAUUCACCCCAGCUAGACUCACCAGGCCACUCGGUCACUCCUACCGACGAUAAAAAGAGUCGCAGUAGAUCUAGGAGUGAAUCUCCAGCCAGUGGAUCACACAGCAGUCGCUCGAGAUCUCCCCACUCAAAAUCGCGGAGCAGAUCAAGAUCCCGUUCCGGUUCGGCCGCGUCUCACGCGUCCGCUAAAAGUGGGUCCCGCAAGUCUAGUCCCCGCUCAGGGUCGGCCGCCUCUCGGAAAAGCGGUUCACGAUCCCGUUCGCAUUCACGUUCGGUUACAUCACGCACAUCUCGUAAGAGCGGCUCGCGUUCUGGAUCGGCUGCGUCUCGCACGUCGCAAAAAAGCGUUUCCCGAGGAAGAUCACUUUCCAGCACUGGAUCUCAUGGAAGGUCGCGCAGUGGUUCAGCAAAGAGCGGUUCACGAUCUCGUUCGCGAUCAGGUUCGCGUCGUUCCCGAAGUGGAUCAAAAGUGUCAGGAUCUUGGAGUCGAUCGAGGUCUAGAAAUAGAUCGGGGUCUCGCAGCAGGUCUAGGAGUGGCUCACGAAGAUCACGCAGCGGGUCACGUAGGUCCCGAAGUGGCUCCGGGAGCCGUUCUCAUAGUAGGGGGAGACGAUCUGGCAGUCGUAGCCGCUCGCGAAGCGGGUUAAGACGUUCUCAAAGUGGAAGCCGUUCGCGUUCAAGAAGUGGAUCCCAAAGCAGAAGUGGAUCGCGGAGGUCGCGUAGUGGUUCUGGUUCACGUUCCAGAAGCCACAGCGGAUCGAGAAGGUCUCGUAGCGGAAGUGGUUCGAGAAGUCGAAGUAGAUCUCGUUCUGGAAGUGCAGUCUCCAACAGAUCGAGGUCAGGAAGUAGAAGUGACAGUGAUGAUGAAAUGACCAUUAAAAAAAAGAAGAAAGGAAAGAAAAAGAAAGCUGGACGUAUUUCGGACGCAUCAGAUAACGAAGGGGAAAACGAACUUGUGGCAGAAAUAUUCGGAGAUAGCGGAGAUGAAGGCGAAGGAAUAAAACGAAAAGCUGAAAAUGACGAGGAUGUGGCCCAAGAGGAGCAACCAGCUAAAAAAGCGAAAGGUGAUGUCUCUUCUGAUGAUGAAGGACCGACCUCCGGGGGAACAAGCCACAUGUCUGAUUUCGACCUCAUGUUAGCUCGUAAGAAGGCCGAGCGAACUGGACGUAAGAAACGGAAGGAUGUCGAUAUUAUUAAUGACACCGACGAUAUGAUCGCCGAGUUUCUAAAGGAAAUGAAGCUGAAAGCUGAGGAAGAUCGUGAGCUGAACAAGAAAAAACAAGCUGCUACAAAGAAACUUAUGUAUCUUAGUUUUGUUCUGCCUCAUCUCAAAAAGAUUGAUCUAAAAAUGGCUUUCUUAGAUCAGGGCGUACUUAAUGUCAUUUGUGAUUGGUUAUCACCACUACCAGACAAAUCUCUACCACAUCUUAGCAUCCGAGAAGAAAUGCUAAGACUGCUUGAGGAGUUCCCUGGAGAAGCGCUAGAUCAAGGAAUGCUCAAGUCUUCCGGUAUUGGACGUGCUGUCAUGUAUUUGUAUAAACAUCCGAAAGAAACAAAAAACAACAAGAUCAGAGCAGGAAAGCUUAUCGCGAAAUGGUCUCGACCCAUAUUUAAUUUGAAUACGGACUAUACAACGAUAUCAAAAGAGGAGCGUGAGUCAAAGGAUUACGAACGUUUCCAAUCUGUACGGCGAGCUGAACAAACCGAAAAAGAGCAGACUGCCAGCUCCAGCAAAAAAGGCAAAAAAAACGCUCGGAACGAUGAGGCUAAUAGUGCUAAACCUGGAGAACCCGGUUUUGUAGCUCGAGCUCGUGUACCAAUGCCUUCUAUUAAGGAUUACGUUGUUCGUCCAAAAUGGAACGUAGAUACAGAGUUCAGCAUGAAAAAUGCUGAAAAGAAGAAGACGUCUCGACUUGACAAGCAUGUCAGAGCGUUCCAGGAGCGGAAAAGGCGGUCGCAGGGUCAAAGAUCCGUCACUAUAUCUAUCGAAGGUCGUAAAAUGGCAAUUUAACCUUCCGCCUAAAAGUGUGAUAGUGGGAUAUACAUUGUUUCAAAUAAUAUUUGUUCUUCAUCUAAAUGGGCCUAGCGAAAAAGCUAAACGAAGAUGUCGCCGCUAAUUAAGUCAGACAAGUAUGUUAGUACUUAUGUAAUAAAAAGCGCGUGCAUUAUGCAAAUUAGUUGACGAAUGGUCAUCCCCGAUAAGGAGGCAAAUGCGUUUAUAGAAUAAACAUGCACUCCGGCAUUAACAGCACGCCUGUGUUGAGAGUAGGUCGGAUAAAUUAGAAAGGAUAUAUAACUCAUACUUUAAUAUGUAGUGUCACUAUGUAUGUUCAUGAAGAGCAAUUGUAGGAUUUUGUUUUUAAGCUGGAGGGUCAUGGCGAUUAACAUCACAGGACGCACAGAGUCAGAAAGGUUGCAUGACAUGGCUGUGUGUAUAAGCCAUGGAAACAGUAUGGCAGUUGUGAUCUAAAGAGUUUCCUGUAAAUAAAUCUAGACAUUGAAAAUAUAUGUAAAAACCGAUAUGUAUUAAUUUUAUGAUCAGUAGGAUUUUCACGCAAAAUGCGCGCGAGAAACACAGUACUGUAGAACUUGGGUAUUUCCUUCUGACCUCGAUAAAAAUAUUAUUCCUUUUAAAAUAUCUUUAUUAAUAUUUAGAAAUAACGAAUUUAAGAGAAUUAAACCUUAAGUGAGGUGCUCUCGAUAUCCAGUAUUCUUUCCAUCAAAUUCGGAUAAAUGCGUAUACAUUCGUGGAAACCAUUUUAAGAACAGUUCGAAUAUUUCUUUUUGCAUGCAGGAUUGACUUGAGAAGAAAAUACUGUAGUUUGAUGGUAGAAUGAUUUACCUAUGAGAAUUCCCCAUAAACUCUGAGAUAUACCGAAAGGGAGAUUGUAUUUUUAAACAGUCAUUUCAAUUACAAAAAUGAUGAAUGAAUUUGUGAAACAAUUUCUCUUCUCUAAAGAAGAAAAAUGUAAAAGCGGCUUAGCGUUUUUAGCUUGUUGUUUAAAAAACUACUUUUUUUUUUGAGUCAAACGUAAUUUCAUCUCCAGUAAACAGUUGACUUUUGGAGUCAAUCCACGUUUACACAUUGCCAAAUUGCUUGGUUUUUAAAUGGCCUAACAUUUGGUUAGAUUUUUGAAAGUUAACAUCUACAACACUUUGAGAUGACCAACUUCCUACAAAGAAAACGAGUCAACGGUAGUUACUGGAAAUGCGUGAUUAUUGACAGUAGGACAUAGCAUGCUUGCUAAAGAGUAAGAGCAUGACUAAAACAUGGCAGUGUAAUACGCCAAUCGGUAAUCGAAAAAUUGAAACAAAUUCACUUAUAUUUUUCAAUUAUUCCGAUACAGACUAUCUUGGCUGAAACACGAGAAAAUACCUUAACUGGGAAAUCGAUCGCUUAGCACGGUAAUGGGCUAACAUAGAAAAUGAAGGAAGCGACUCAAAUACUUCUCCGAGAUUGAUAAAACCAGGUAAUGGAAGAACAGCGUAGGGAAAAUUGCGCUGUGACAAUAAGGAGCACUGCACUGGAUAACAAACACAACAUUGUUUUUAGAACAAAUGUAUUAUCAGGUUUUCUUUAUUACAAAUUCUUACAAAUGUAUUAUCAGGUUUCUGCAAGUCUCCUUUUGUAUUGCGC
This is a messenger RNA of Varroa destructor (honeybee mite), 4813 nucleotides long. RefSeq names its product protein IWS1 homolog. Gene Ontology annotation, cellular component: nucleus. Gene Ontology annotation, biological process: poly(A)+ mRNA export from nucleus. The record is from RefSeq and is a predicted model, not a curated record. Lineage: Eukaryota; Metazoa; Arthropoda; Arachnida; Mesostigmata; Varroidae.